Messenger RNA from Copidosoma floridanum, 2219 nucleotides. It is a transcript of the gene Nulp1, whose product is annotated as Nuclear localized protein 1. Gene Ontology annotation, cellular component: RQC complex. The record is from RefSeq and is a predicted model, not a curated record. Lineage: Eukaryota; Metazoa; Arthropoda; Insecta; Hymenoptera; Encyrtidae.
UAAAAUACACAACAGCUGCUUGAGCUGCUCUGAAAGCAUAUAAUCAGAGAUUAAAAUUGUCCUCCUGUAAGAGUCAUACGUUGAAUAAUUUAUAUUGUUUUGUUACUUUGUUGUUGCAGUUGUUGAUUUUUUUUCACGUGAUGUUAUUUUACUUGUAACGCUUGCAUUAAACUUGUUUGGUGUGGUGGUAAAAAGGUUAUACACAAAAUCAGGAACAUUGUUUUUUUUUUUCACUCAUAUAUACCCAUUCGCAACUUUAUUGGAAUUAAAUUGCCACAAGUUGUACCUGUUGUUGUUGCAUAAUAUUGUCCCAUGAGAAUAAAAAGUACGUCACAAAAUGUCAACUAGAUAUUUGAAAAAGGUUUAUGGCAAUGACAUUGAUGUAGAGAAAAACCAAGACGAGUCGUCGGAGUAUGAAUCGUCUGAUCAAGAACUUAGGGCAGGGAGGCAAAAAAAUUUCAACGUUUUCAAUUUGUUGAACGACAAUCCCGAUAAUGACGCGGAAUCUGUUGAAGAACCAGAGGUUAAGGAUGAAGAAGAGGAGGAGGUCUGCGAUAAAAAAUCAAAGAGUAAAAAAAAGAGAAAAAAGCAAAAAAAGUCUCAGAAACGAAAAGAGCAAAAGGAAAAUCACGAAACUGAUGAUGAUGAAUCGCUGGAUGAGAUUGACAGAACUGUCAAACAAAUAAAUAAGUUGUUAGGAGAACCAGAGCCAAGUACCAGCUCAGCUUUGGCUGAUCAUUUGCAGGGACGUCUCGUUACAAAGUCAAAAGAAAAAAUUUUGGUUGUCCAGCAUAAACACUUGAAUCCUUACAAUGAACUCAAGAGAAUAUUUGGUAGUAGAACCAUACAAGCUGAACAAACUAAACCAAGGACAAAGGAACAUACUGGGCACUUGAAAAAGACUUGGAUGGUUAUGAUACGGGAUAACUUGUAUCCUGCAAGAAAAUCUGGAAUAACUAUGACAUUGGACAAGACUAUGGAUAAAACUGGUGUGCAGUAUUUUGUUUACGAGCACAGUUCUUCAUACCGACAAGUGCAACAAAAAUUCAUCAACACUGUAGAAAGUCUUAAUCCAGAAAACAUUAUUAGCAUUGUCAAUGCACAUCCAUACCAUGUGGACAGUCUGCUUCAAUCUGCGGAAAUUUGUAAAUUAAGCGAAGAAUUAGCAAUGGCAGCUAGUCUCAUUGAGAGAGCAUUGUUUUAUUUAGAAUAUGCUUUCCAUCCCUUGUUCAAUAUGACAACAGCCACUUGUCGAAUAGAUUACAGAAAACAGCAAAAUCGUGCCUUGUUUAUAACAUUAUUCAAACACCUCAUUUUAGUUGGUGGCAGAGCAUGCUACAGGACAAGCUUGGAAUUGUGUAAGUUUUUAUUAUCUUUGGAUCCUGAAGAAGAUCCAUUGGCUGCUGUAUUGAUGAUAGACUUUUAUGCCAUAAGAUCUAAAGAAUACGAAUGGUUUUGUGAAUUCUGUGAUCUAUGGGAGAGCUCAAAAAAUUUGCAACAACUCCCAAACAUCGCCUACAGUUUGGCUCUAGCACACUUUUAUUUAGGAAAACAAGAAAGUGCAGAUGAGCUUUUACAAAACGCACUCAUCAUGUUUCCAGGUGUAUUAAUACCCCUGUUGGAUAAAUGUAGUAUAAAUCCAGAUUCAAAGGUCAUGGGUCAUGAUCACUUUAUGAUAAAAGCAACCACAAGUACUUCACCAGCAUUAGAAAAAUUGCAACUCUUGUACGUUUCACGUAGUUAUCAUUUAUGGAAAGAAGUCGACAUUUUACCGUGGUUCGAGAGAAACGUUAAUUCAGUUCUUCAGCGAGUAGAUGCAAAAGACGAAUACGUCAAGUUUUGUGAAUUUAAACGAAGUAGACGCUAUCAAGGGAGGUUACCCAGAAAUAUUUUAAGGCACUUGAUCCUAUCAGAUUUGAAAGAUGCCCCGGUUAAUAGUCAAGAGAUGCAAAAUGAAGGACCAAUUUUGUCUCACGAUCCUUUGCCCCCGACAAAUUCGAUUGAUAUUUACAGCAAGCCAAGAACCACAAGGACAACCAAUCCAAACAAUUCGAAUUUAUUGUCGCUAUUUUUCUCCUCUAUCUUCAUAGAUUUAGAAGCAGAUGUGAUAGGAGAAGCAGCUGGUGCCAAUCGUCAAAAUGAAAACCGUGACAAUCGUGGUGAUCGUGAAAAUCGUUAUCAAGAAGAAUAUGAUUAAUACAUUAUUCCUGCUAACGUCA